AUGGAGCCAUCGCAGCUUGUGCCAGAGGAGAGUUUGCUUCCCUGGGGACGGGCUAGCAAGCCAGCACAAAAAUGUCCUCCCUGGCCUCAGGGCAAGGAGAGUGGUGGAGCGAGGCUCUUCGGGCUGGAUGCAGGACACAGCACCUGGGUGCUGCAGCAGAAGGCACAGUCGGUGCAGCUGGAGCUGGAGAGCUGCCUGCGCAACCAGCACGUCUUCAACCGCAUCGCCGAGGUGCUGCGGGAGAAGGGCAUCCACCGGACGGGCGACCAGUGCCGGGAGAAGAUCAAGAAGAUGAAGCUGGAGUACCGGCGGAUCAAGGACAACAGCAAGGCCCCGCGGGGCGGCCGGACCUGGAAGUUCUACGAGGUGAUGGACCGGGUGCUGACCAGCCGGCCCGCCCUGGCCUACGGGCCGCUGGGCGGCAGCGUGAUGGCUCAGCAGGUGCUGCAGGGCAGCAUGGUGGAGAGCUACCACCAUCACCAGUUUGCCGCCUCGGCCCUGCCCUUUGGACACUCCCAGCACCCCGAACUGAUGGAGAUCAAAUGUGAGGAGGUGAACUCUGAUGAGCACUGCUUGACCCCAGAGCCCCCACCAUCCAUGUCUUACCAGCAGGGCUCCCCUGAAGAGCAUGAGAUGGAGAGAGCCUUCUUGGAGAGGGCCCAGAAUGACUCUCCCAUCUCCAGGGUGGAGAUUCCCAUUGAAACCAGUGUUUCACCUUCAGGUUUCAGUGAGCCCAGCAUGGCAAACUCAUCACGGAUCCAGAAUGUGGUUCCCCGGCCUGGCUUCUCCGCCUUGCAUCGGCUGAGAAAAAAGCGUAAAGGCCAGCGCAUGAAGGACCCUCUCGACGAUCUCUUGCUGAAGACCCUGACAUCUCAGCGGGCCAUGGAAGAGCGCUUUUUGCAGAUGGAGGAACGCCGAUUUCAGCGAGAUUUGGAUGUGGAGGAGCGUCGGAUGCAGCUGGAGCAGCGCCGUUUUGAACUGGAGCGGGAGCACGAGUUUCGCAUGUUCAACGUCUUUGCUCAGAUGCUCAGCAUCCUCAAGCAGAGCCAUAGCGGCUCCUCCUCCUCCGUCACGAUGCCUCGGGGCUUGGACUUCAGCCAGGCACUGUCUGAAAUUGCGGGAAUGGGAGGAGGAGGGGGCAGCCUGCAAGAGAUGAGGGCUCGGCGGGUCGAUGUGCACGGCUUCUGGAACCCCGGCGACUUCCCGAGAAGCCCCUACCCCUCUGCUCGCGGCAAACUUGCCAACAUUUUUCGUGGCUCCACUGAGGAAGGGUACAAAGCUUAUCAUGCCGACAAGUAUGAUGAAGACAAGAACCCCAACGGUAUAAUAAACUUUGGCACCAGUGAGAAUAAACUCUGCUUUGACCUGAUGUCUAAGCGGCUGACACAGACCGAUAUGAACCUGAUGGAGCCUCCGCUGCUUCAGUAUCCCGACUGGAAGGGCCAUAUGUUUUUACGGGAGGAAGUGGCUCGAUUUUUGACCUAUUACUGCAAGGCCCCUGCACCUCUUAAGGCAGAAAAUGUGAUUGUUUUAAAUGGUUGCGGCUCAUUAUUUUCUGCAUUAGCUACAGUGCUGUGUGAUCCAGGGGAAGCUGUUCUUAUUGCUACUCCCUUUUACGGUGAUAUCACCCAGAGUGUCUUCCUCUAUGGUAAUGUCAAGCUGGUGUAUGCCUAUUUAGACAGUAAGAUUACUGGAACAAGCACUCGGCCUUUUCAGCUUACAGUGGAAAAACUGGAAAAGGCCUUGCAGGAUGCCAGGGCAGAGGGUGUCGCUGUAAGGGCCUUAAUUCUUCUGAAUCCCCAGAAUCCUCUUGGAGACAUCUACUCCUUGUCAGAGCUACGGGAUUACCUGGAAUUUGCUAAAAGACAUGAAUUGCAUGUGAUAGUAGAUGAGAUCUACAUGCUGUCAGUUUUUGAUGAAUCAGCCACGUUUCACAGUGUCCUAGGCAUGGACAGAUUGCCUGAUCCACAGCGGACUCACGUGAUGUGGGGAAUAAGCAAGGAUUUUGCUGUUUCUGGGAUUCGUUUUGGUACUUUGUAUACAGAGAACCAGGAUGUUGCUAAUGCAGUGGCUUCUUUGUGUUAUUUCCACGGGGUCUGUGGACCCGUCCAGCACAAGGUUGCACAGCUGCUUAGAGACAGAGAUUGGAUCAACCAGGUAUACCUGAGGGCCAACCAUGCCCGGCUAAAAGCUGCCCAUACGUAUGUGACAGAUGAACUGAAGACUCUUGGGGUUCCUUUUCUCAACCGCAAUGCAGGCUUCUUCGUCUGGAUUGAUUUUCGAAAGUACCUUAGGACAGGCACCUUUGAGGAGGAGAUGCUGCUCUGGAGGCGUUUUCUGGAUAACAAGGUCCUCCUGUCCUGCGGAAAAGCCUUUGAAUGCAGUGAACCGGGAUGGUUCCGCAUCAUCUUUGCUGACAAGACCCACCGGCUACAGUUAGGUGAGUAAUG
Opisthocomus hoazin is the source of this 2450-nucleotide messenger RNA. The record is from RefSeq and is a predicted model, not a curated record. Lineage: Eukaryota; Metazoa; Chordata; Aves; Opisthocomiformes; Opisthocomidae.